UUCAUGCGAUAUGUCAAAAUAUAAUUUUUUUUUUUGGGUGAAAUGGUGGGAGAAUCAAACAGUUGGAUAUAAGAAGCUUUUUUUCACAUCGGUCGUUACAUCAGUUCGUUAUCAGCUGAAGAAUUAUCAACAUACAUCAUCAUGAAAGUAGCAAUUGUCCUUGUCGCUCUAGUGGCCGUAGCUGUAGCAGCUCCCCAAUCGAACCCAGACAAAGACGCUCAAGUAUUGAAAUAUGAAAAUGAUAACAUUGGAGUUGACGGAUUUAACUGGGCUGUAGAAACUAGCAACGGUAUCUCCCAACAAGAACAAGGGCAACUGAUCAACGCCGGAUCUGAAAACGAAGCUAUCGCUGUCCGUGGUUCGUUCAGAUACACCGCCGCUGACGGUCAAGUCUACGAAGUGACAUACGUAGCUGACGAAAACGGUUUCCAGCCGCAAGGUGCCCAUUUACCCGUUGCACCUCAAAAAAAAACAACAAUGAAAGUAGUAAUUGCCGUAUUUGCUCUUGUAGCUGUAGCUGUAGCUGCUCCCCAGAACCCCGCUGAUGUUCAAGCUCAGGUUUUGAGAAACGAACUGGACAACAUUGGCGUCGACAAAUUUAGCUAUGGAUAUGAAACUAGCAACGGAAUCUCUGCUCAAGAACAAGGACAACUCAUCAACGCUGGAUCUGAACACGAAGCUAUCGCUGUCCGUGGUUCCUUCCAAUACACCGGACCUGACGGUCAGCAAUACUCUGUGCAAUAUGUAGCUGACGAGAACGGUUUCCAGCCACAAGGCGUCCAUUUACCGGUUGCCCCUCAAUAAGUCAUUGUUUUCCAGUUUUGAUUUUUGAAAAAACUAGUAUUGUUAUUGUUAUAUGGUUUACAUUAAAUUAAAUAAUAAAAUCAAA
Anthonomus grandis grandis is the source of this 889-nucleotide messenger RNA. Its product is annotated as larval cuticle protein LCP-17-like. Gene Ontology annotation, cellular component: chitin-based extracellular matrix. Bases 142 to 804 code for a protein of 220 amino acids. Gene Ontology annotation, molecular function: structural constituent of chitin-based larval cuticle. The record is from RefSeq and is a predicted model, not a curated record. NCBI's taxonomy places the organism in Eukaryota, Metazoa, Arthropoda, Insecta, Coleoptera, Curculionidae. The transcript has 6 exons.